Sceloporus undulatus (fence lizard) is the source of this 3536-nucleotide messenger RNA. RefSeq names its product family with sequence similarity 76 member A (gene FAM76A). The transcript has 9 exons. The record is from RefSeq and is a predicted model, not a curated record. The coding region runs from base 723 to 1673 and encodes 316 amino acids. Lineage: Eukaryota; Metazoa; Chordata; Lepidosauria; Squamata; Phrynosomatidae.
UUCUGCAGUGAGGACUGGAACUUGGUCUACUUCCUUGGAGUCAUGUAAGGAAGUAGAGUCAUGUAAGGAAGUAGACCAAGUCUACUGUACUUCACACUGCUCUGGUGUCGCAACAAACGACCAAUCCCAGAAUUCCAAAGCAUUAAACCAUAGCAGUUAAAGUGGUGACAAACUGGAUUAUUUAUGCAGUGCAGAUGCAGCCACAGUGGAAUAUGUUGACCCAGAGGGUGGUGGACUCAUUUUCAUAGGAGGCCUUUAAACAAAGUUUGGAUGUGUGUCUUUCAAGAGUGCUGUAGCUGUGUAUUCCUGCAUGGCAGGAAGUUGGAUUAGAUUGUCCUUGCAAUCUUCUCCAACUUUGAUUCUAUGACUCUAUUAUCUAUAAGAGCUUAUGCUAAAAUUGAUCAGCUAGUCUUAAAGAUGCUGCUGGAUUCCUUCAUCCCCCACCUCCUGCCUUUUCCACCUUGAAACAAGUGAUCUGCUGGAGUGAUUUGUCCAUAAAAGUCUGUACUUUUUCCUACAUUAAUGUUAAAGUGAACAAUGGCCAGGAUAGGACUGUGAAUUUUACCGUGAGUCUUUAUGAAUGUAAUAUUAGUCUUGUCAGUAUCUCCUUCCUUAGGACACAGGAUAUUAGUAUAUGUUAACUGCUUUUUUUUAAACUUUUGCAGAUAUAUUUAUAACUUUAUAAAGUCUUUUUCUUUCAGGAGUGUCGGAUUGCACAUCCCAUGGUGAAGUGUACUUACUGUAGAACUGAAUUCCAGCAAGAAUGCAAAACCAAUACAAUAUGCAAAAAGUGUGCUCAGAAUGUAAAACUUUACGGAACGCCUAAACCCUGCCAGUACUGCAACAUAAUUGCUGCAUUUAUUGGUAACAAGUGCCAGCGUUGUACAAAUUCUGAGAAGAAAUAUGGACCACCUCAUUCCUGUGAGCAGUGUAAACAACAGUGUGCCUUUGACAGGAAAGAUGACAGGAAAAAAGUGGAUGGGAAGCUACUUUGUUGGCUUUGCACACUAUCCUAUAAAAGAGUAUUACAGAAGACCAAAGAGCAACGUAAACAUCUGAGCACCUCGUCCCGUACAAACCUGACAGAGAAGGAACAGUACAGCCGACUUAGCAGCAGCAGCCACUACAGGCAGAAAACAUUAUCUACAUCAUCUAUUCAGAAUGAAAUUCCAAAGAAAAAGUCCAAGUUUGAUACCAUAUCAACCAAUGGGGACAGCGUUCCUUCCUCUCCCGAGAUGCUUUGCCCCCCUAUCCAGAGUGCCCCGUCCGUGUUGGUGCAGUGGGCUGCUUCCCAACAGAGUCUCGGUGCCCAUGAUUGUCCUGUUUCUCAAGGCACUGACAUCCUGAAUUUUUCUCCAGACCUGGCCUUGGACUCUCCUGGCACUGACCACUUUGUCAUCAUAGCUCAGCUGAAAGAAGAAGUGGCAACUCUGAAGAAAAUGCUGCACCAGAAGGAUCAGAUGAUACUGGAAAAAGAGAAAAAGAUAACUGAACUGAAGGCUGAUCUGCAAUACCAGGAGUCACAGAUGAGGGUUAAAAUGAACCAAAUGGAAAAGACUCACAAGGAAGUCAUGGAACAAUUGCAGGCCAAGAACAGAGAGCUCCUGAAACAAGCUGCAGCUUUAUCAAAGGGCAAAAAAACAGAAAAGUCAGGUGCAAUAACUUCCCCUUAAACACUAGAAGAGAAUUUCUCCCAUAUCAUGGAGUCCUUUGGCUACAAACCCAUAGCUCAACAGGUUCAACUGGAUUCUUUCCAGAACCUCACUUCAAUACUUAUUGAUCUGAAUGCAAUGAAAAUCUCUGUGCGUGCCCAUUCAGUAGCAUGCUUGCCUGUUGAGUUUUAAUAUUUUGUUUUUCCUGUCAUAAUACAAUAAUGAGGGUGGUUUGAAGUGCAUCUUCCACCCCCCACCCCCAUCCUUCUAAGCCCAUGAAUUGACAGUAUAGAGAAUUUUCUCAUUCAUUUUUAUUUUAGCUGCCAUUGAAUUGGACAGGACAGAGGGAUUGUGUCCUCCACAGUCUUUGUGGCUUUUUCUUAAACCAGUUAUUUAGUUAUAGGAGCCAAUUUUAGUACGUUAGUUACAUUCAGAAUUUUAAAGAGAAAUUUUUAAAUGCUCCUUUCUCGUGUAAUGCUUUUAUGUAGUUCUUUAAAACCUCAGUACCAUUUCUCAAACAUUUCUCUUCAGUCUGUAGAAUUGUGUGUGAGAGGAUGCUGUUUAAAUCAUCAGUGGUCCCCCUAAAUCCUAGAGGAUUAAUUGUCUUUUAACAGGAUAAUUGGGGACAUUAAUUUGGAUGUACGUUGGGAUCAUUAACUGGAUUUUUCUUAUCCUGGUUUAUCUACCAGUAUACUGAUCACUGAUUGGGAGGUAACCUAUCCUAUUGUGCUAGCUUACAUGGCAUUGUUUUUUAGAGCUAGGCAUUUCUGUGAUCAAGAUUAGUAAAUUCUUACUAGAAUCAGAGGUAGGGUGAGAGAGUUCUCAGAAAAUAUGGAGUUAAUUUUUUGUGUUUUCACAACAAGACACAAUUAUGCAGUGUUUCAAGGGAGCUGGACAUGGAAUGGUUGUCAUGGAAUGUGACCAUGCAAAAGAUGUUUGAAGAGUUCUAGGAAAGGAGAGUGGAUGUUCUCCAAAACAAUCAUGACUUCACAAGAAAAAAAGAAAUGGUUUAGGGUAUGUAAGGUCAAAAGAGAGUCUUUCUGUGGAGAGAUGAAAUGAGAAUAAUUUUACUGGUUGGUGAGAGCUUCUCUCAAGGCGUAUUUUGGGAAAUAGCAAGAAUUCAAACAUCCGCUGAAAUCACAAGUAGUUUCUGACCAGGUUACUGCUUACAGAACCACAUCUGAAGAGAUGGCUCAGGUGAGAAAUACACACACAGGUACACAAAGCAAUGCAAAAUUUGCCUUUUUAAAAAUGAAAGGACUUCUGCUGCAACUGAAUAAAAGGAUGAUUUUCUUCAAUACUACUUUGAAGAACUACAUGCCUCAAACAGAAAAGAAAAUAUACUGAAAUUUCCAAGUUGUGGGUUAUUUAUUUUUUACUUUGUUUUGCUUUAAAAAAAAGACUGGACAUGUUAGAAUCUCACAGAAAGUAAAGCAGAAACCUAAUUUUUAUACUUGAAACAUUUUUAGGAGAAACUGGUUCAUAGAAAUUUAACUGGGGUUGGUUUUUAGCUUCCUCAGUCAAGAAAAAUUAAAGACAAGGGUUUGCCUGUAAACAGCCUUUUUUUCUUAAUUGUGACAACUGAUCAUGCAUUAAAAGUGGCUGAUUUAUAGUGAUGCUGUUCUUUUCAUUAUAUAUUUGUAAUAUUAGUGGUGUUCAAAGAGAUUCUUUGAUUUGUACAAAAGAAGUGUAAACUUAACAAAAAACGGUUUGGGGGAGGGUGGGAUCUCUCAGUGGUUUCAUGUUUUGAUAUUUUCUCUAUGUCUUGGUUUGAGUCAGCAUUUUUCCUAAUCCACAGGCCAUUGGCGUGAAGCAUAAAGAACAUUUGGUGCUAUGAUGGAAUUUGAUGUAUGUACAGGAUUAAACAGUAUUUUCUGUAAUUAA